Molecule: messenger RNA, 1349 nt
Organism: Oppia nitens
Lineage: Eukaryota; Metazoa; Arthropoda; Arachnida; Sarcoptiformes; Oppiidae
Product: dual oxidase maturation factor 1-like
Exons: 8
Coding region: 60-1349 (429 amino acids)
Biological process (GO): protein transport
Cellular component (GO): endoplasmic reticulum membrane
Source: RefSeq, a predicted model, not a curated record
UAAUGCAUUGAUAGUGAAAAAAUGAUGUCUAAAGUGUUUUCAAUUAAUUUGUGAAACCAAUGGAUGCCUUUGAAAAAGUUAGAAAUACUAACUUAUAUCAGGCCUUCAGAUCUGAAGGCUAUCCAUCUAUUUAUGACGAAUACAAGAUAAAUGCUGCCAUCGAUGUCGGCUUAUCGACUAUCAUCUACACAUGUGCUGCCAUUGUCUUAUCAAUAUUACUUAUAUUACCCGGAUUUAGGGGAAAACAGCGUUUAUGUGUAUUCACUCGAUGUUUUGCUAAUAUUUUCAUUGGUUUAUCGAUAUUAUUGUGUAGUUUUGAGCAUCACUGGGAAAGUGAUUCUGUGGACAUUAAUACUCAAUAUAAAGCAGGCAUAGGUAGACACGUCAAUGUCUCAAUUGGACUUAAAAUAGGACUUAAAGGAGUUAAUAUCACACUUAAGGGUAUUCCUGAAAAUCAACUUGGUGAAAUUAUUAAUUAUAAUGAACAUUAUUCAUGGGAAUGGGAUCAGGGAAGACCUGGAUUUGGAUCACAAGCGGGAAGAUUUCAUAGAGAAUAUCGAGAGUCUCAAUACAGAGGUGUUCCCCAUCCCAUCCAAUGGGUUGCGGAAUACUUUACUUUUGAUGGCGAAGGUGUUCGUUGGGGUCGUCAUUACCGACUGUCCGGUUGGUACACACAUAUCCUUAUGUGGUUAUCAGUGCCACUGUUUGUAUUGUCAAACAUAUUAUUUCAAAUGGUUAUACAAUACGGCGCUCUCUUUCUCAUAAUGUGUGGCUCAUCCCUAAUAACGGCUAAUAUAGUCUAUUCAUUGAUAAGAAAUCCAAUACCAUUGCGAAUCCCAUUUGAACAGUACAUAAGCGGUCAAACCGUAUAUUUAAUGCCACAUUUUUCGUGGUGUUAUUACUUGAAUCUUAUUAAUGGAAUAUUUUGUAUGUUUAUUGGAAUCGUUGUAUUCUUCUCUGAUCUCCGAUUUCCCGACGAAACGGCAGAAUUUUUUGGAAUUGAUGUCCUCCAGAGUUAUGAAGAAUAUUUUGCCGAUAUCAAAGUAACAUCAAAUAUAAAAGUAGAUAUCAAUAAAAGUAAAGAUUCUCAACAACAGCAAAACGUGAGUCAAGUUUAUGCCGGACUCAGGAAACGAAAUCUUCCGAAUCGAUUGUCACGACUCCAGAAAUCAUGGGUUAGAAAAAAGCCAAUGACUCAGCCCAGGAGUAUUAACAAUGAUUUACCAUUAAUUCAUGGAUCAAAUCAUCACAAAGAUAACCUAAUUUAUGACUUGGAUGGGGAAACACCACUCUAUGAAAACUUUAGACACUUUGAUCCCAUUGAAGAAACAGAAGAAAAUCAAUUUUAG